AUGAAGAAAUUAAGGGAUAGUUUACACAUUUUCUUGCCAAAAAAUAAAAGACCAAGUGACAACAACAAAAAUGAAAUAACAGGGGGCACAAUUUACGAAAUUGGGAAUGAAAUUGAAGAGAUAUUUCAAGAAGAUGUAGAAAAUAUAAAAUUUAAGGCAGAUGAUAUAUCAUCAUUUUUUGUAAAAAAUAGUGAAAUUGAGGAGGAAGAAGAGAAAAAAGAAUUUUUAAAUUACGAUGGUUAUAAGACUAACUUAGUAGAUGAUAAUUGUAAUAAUAAUACAUAUGAAGAUGCCAAAGGUCGAAAAACAAAAACAUUAUUUGACCCUUCUACAUGCGGGCCAUAUGUAUGUUGUGUAGUAAUUUUAUCAAAAAAAGAAAAUAUACAAAUUGAAUUUAUACAUCCCAACAUUCAUGAUAUAAAUGAAGGGGAAAUUUUAUUUAAAUCGAAACAAAACAAAAAUAAAAUAAAAAAAAAUAAUAAAAGAAUGAUAACACCAUUUAAUGUGUGGUACAGAUAUAAAGGUGACUGGAAGGAAGAUGUAAAAAUGUUAAUUUUAGAGAGGAUGUAUUUAUUUAAAGAAGUGAAUACUAAAAAUUUUUUAUGUAAUUUUUCGAACAAUAAAUCUAUAAGCAAUAAUAACGAAUAUAAUAUUCUUUACGGACUUAGUGGUAAUAGGUACUACAUAAUAGCAUUAAAUUAUUUGGAAGAUAAUAAAUGUAAAGAAAUUAUGAUAAUAAGUCAAGUGCCAUAUUUUGAUUUUAUAUACAAACAUUUUCUCACUGUUAUGCAAUCCUAUAUAAUGGAAAAAAAGGAUAGCAAAAAGGAAAACAAUGAAAUAAUGGAAGAGGAAAUGGAAAAAACUCAGAUAAGACCGAGCGGGAAAGAUAAAACUAAAAUAGCAGAAAAGGAAAUAGAGAUAAUCACAAUGAUUGAAAACAAAAAAGAUAAAAGUGAAAUAUUUGCAAACGGUAAAACCGAAAUAACUGUAAACAAUAAAACUGCAAUCACUGCUUAUGAGAAUACCAAAAUAAGAGAAAACAGAAAAGAUAAAACAGAAAGCAAGAAGAAAAAAAAGAUUAUAGAAAGAAAUUAUAAAGUAUUAGAACAAUUCAUUGACACCUUUGGAACGCACAGCACAAUAUUUGAUAAAAUCUCAUUUAAUGAUUAUUACGUAAAUUUAGGUAAAGACAUUGAGGAAUUAAACAAUAUGAAAAUAAAAAACAUUUUAAUAUUUUUAAAAGCCGUAUUGUUAGAAAAAAAAAUUGCUAUGUUAUGCUCAAAAAAAGGAAAAGGAUGUAAGAUGUUGCUAUUGUUCUUAUCCUUCAUUCCUGAUAUUAUUAAUUUCGGUUUUAAUAUAAAAAAUUAUGAACGCAAUUUUGAAAAAUGGGAAAAAUUAAAGUUGCCAUUAAUAUUAUUUCACGAAAAAUAUAUCUUAUUAUUACAUAUAAAUAACCUUGAACUGUUUAAUGAGUAUGCUUUUGAAAAAAAUUAUUUGAUAUCAACUAAUAUAGAAAGCGAUGUGUACAAUUUUGUUAAAAAUGAUUUGGACCUUUUUUAUGAUAUCGAUACAGAUGAAUUAGUUAUAAAAAAUAAAAAUUUAAUAGACGCAUUAACAUUAACAAGAUAUGAAAAUAAUUAUUUAAAAAAAAUUCAUUCGUUUUUUACAUAUUUUUUUAAUUUCUCUUCUUUAUUUUUUGAAAAUAUCAAACAAAAUCAUAGCCUAAUAAAUGGGAAAAAUGUGGGCAAUAUUUUGAAUCCACUUCCUGUUGAACAGGAUACGCCGACCUUUUCAAAUUUUUUCGCCAAAAAAGGUGACAAGUCUUUACUUAUGGACGUAGACAAAAAUGGCACCACUAACUGUAGUGUUAUUAAUGCUAGAAACGGAAGUGAUAUAUGCAAAGGGAAUGAUUAUCACUGUGCAUUUAACGAGGGGAACUGUGAUAACAAGACGAGUAUGUCUGAUGAUGCUAUGGGGGGUGAAGGGAUAGGUGUAGGUGAGGGCGCCUGUCCGAGGGAUAGAAAUAUACUGCAAGGAAAUGCACUAAAAAAUAGAGGCAUAAGUGGAAGCAGAAUUGGCAGCAGAACCGGAAGCAGUGAUAACAGUUCAGAGUGCUACUCCACCAUCUCAACACGAAUAGGACGCGAAGAACAGGAAUACGAAUAUAUUGACGAUGAAGAUGAGGUGAAUAUCAUAAACACUAAAUCUGUAACGCUGAGAAAGAGCGAGUCUUAUCUUUGCCCAGAAAUAAGUGAGAAUAAACUUAAGAACAUAAAAUAUAGUGACAAUGACCAAAGCGAAAUAAAGAAAGACCAAGUAGAAGAAAAAUAUAUUACUGAUUUAAGAAAUCAUUUUCAUAAUUAUUUUAAAGAUUUUUUUUUAUCAAGUAAAGAAAAUUUUGAAGAAGGAAUAAAAGAGAAAAAGGAAGAAUAUGAAAGUAACUAUAAUAUGUCGUUUCUUUCCAUAUGGCAAGAAACGAAAAAUUAUAAUUUUUUUAUUGAAAAGGACUGCAAAAUAAAUAAAUUUUUAAAAAUAGCUGAACAGAACAAUGUGUUAUUUGAUAAAAAGUAUAUGGAAGAUUAUAAAUUUGUCGAUGAUUUGUUAAUAAUUGAAAAAAAGAGAAAAAAAAAUAAUAAUAAUAAAAAAGAGGAAAUAGAUAAAAAUUUAAAGGACAUAUUAUUAAUAUCCUUAAAGGGGUAUAUAUAUGAAGGUACAUAUUGUAUUUUGAAAAAAUGUAAACAAGGAUUAGGAAAAUUUGUAUAUAAUAUAUAUGACAUAACAUUUCAUGGAGAAUGGGAAAAUGAUCAAAUAAAUGGUUCAGGUCAUUUAUUAUAUAAUAAUAAAUUUAAAUAUUUUGGUAAUUUUAAAAAUAAUUUAUUUAAUGGUAAUGGAUUAUAUGUAGAUAAUUUAUUAAAUCAAUAUGAAGGUGAAUUUUUAAAUGGUUCUUUUAAUGGAAAUGGAAAACUUAUAUUUAAUAAAAAUACAUAUAUUGGUAUAUUUAAAAAUAGUAAUUUAAUUGGUAAAGGGAAAAUUUUAUAUCAAAAUGGACUUAUCUAUACAGGAGAAAUUAAAGAUUUUCUACCACAUGGUUAUGGUUUUUUAUCAUACAACAGUUCGACAGUUUUUGAAGGUUAUUUUCUUCAAGGUAAAAAAAAUGGAAAUGGCUUUUUAACCAUAAAUAAUAAUUCUACGUCUAAUGAAAUUUUUUGUAUUGAGGGCAAAUGGAAUAAUGAUAAGCCUGUAUUGAAAAAAAAUUUUAAUGUACUAUUUCCUAACAAAGAUAAAUAUAUAGGAAAAAUUUACAUCUUGUCAUCCAAUUAUGGAGGAAGAUCUAAAUGUCGUAGCUUAAAUAUUGAUGAUACUAUAUCUGAAAAUAUAAACAGAAAUAUGUUUGAAGUGAAAAAAUUAAUUGCAAAUAAAAUUGCCUUUAUUAAGAAUCAAGACAAGCUUAAUAUUGAUGAAACCCUUAGCCCCCAGAAUGAUGACGAUUCCCUGAUGGAUGGAAAAGUGGACACAACCCACAAAGACGAUGUUAAUACCAUUAUCAGUGCUGAUACGACUGCUAACGUUUGCAGUAAUAGUAAUAAUAAUAAUAGUAGUAGUAGCAGGAGCGAUAGUGCCCCCUCCUUCAGCAGUUGCAAUAUUUUAAAAGGAAAAAAUGCGAAAAGAACAGAAGAUACCAUUCCAAUUUUAACAGAAGGUAAACAAAUUCAAGGGAAACAUUAUCAUCAUCAUCCCCCUUCUGAUGAGAAAAGUAUCGCGCAACAUGCUAAAUUUAUCAAAAAAACCAUGUUAAAAAAAAAACUUGAAACAAUUAUGAAAACAAAAGAAAAAAAAUUGAUGAAGAAAUUUUUCGAAAUAUUAGACAGAAGUUGGAUGUAUAAUACGGAAAGAAAAUUAAAAAAUAAUAAAGAAGUUGUUGAAUAUUUACAACAGAAAAACUUGUUCCUCAUCCCACAUAGAGAAGGGAUAUGUAUAAUACAUAAUAAAAAAAAAAAAGAAAAUUAUGAUGGAAAAUUUUGCUUAGGUAUGAAACACGGCUAUGGUAUAUCCGUUUAUGAUAAUGUAAAUAGAUAUGAAGGAUACUGGUAUAGAGGUAUGAAACAUGGUUAUGGUAUUUUAUAUGAAGGGGAUAAUAUAUACUAUGUUCAUUUUAAUUAUGACAAGUUAAUUGAAAAACAAAAAAUUUUACAUGAACAGUUAAGUAAGUAUAAACCGAAAAAAGAAACUUCCGAUGUUGUAAAAGAAUAUGGAAAUCAUUUUAUAAUAAAUCAACCCUUUUUUGAUUAUAGAAAUUUUUUAUCCUCUACUUUGUGUAACUACCUGUAG
Molecule: messenger RNA, 4329 nt
Organism: Plasmodium malariae
Lineage: Eukaryota; Apicomplexa; Aconoidasida; Haemosporida; Plasmodiidae
Product: MORN repeat protein, putative
Exons: 2
Coding region: 1-4329 (1442 amino acids)
Source: RefSeq, a predicted model, not a curated record